UCAGUCGGUCAUGGGUGGCAUUGGCCGGUUAUCACUGCCCGUCGACACGUGUGUAAAUAGUUUAAAUUUUGUCUCUUGUACGAAUUAGUAAAAAAAAUAUAUUCACGUUGUGCUAAAGUAAAAUUUGUUUAAAGUUUUGUUUAUGUAGCAAGCAACACUUUAGCCUAAGGAUGAUGUUUGUAACUUUGGUAUUUUAUACUGUGUAAUUAUUUAUAAAUUGUUGAAGACUAUUCAUCGUUUAGUUAUGUUGUCGGUUUACCAUAGUGAAAUGUAAAAUCAACCAGUUUGGAUUUAAAACCCAAUUCAGUUUCUAUUCAACCAAGAAUAUCUAUGAACAGUUAUUUUAUCAACUCUAUGUUCCUUUGUAAAGCAUGUUAAAAAUGACCAUAUUGAAAAUCAUACUACUUUUAAUUUCUGUGUACAAAAUCACUUGUUUUAACGAUUGCAUUUACAAUUUAAAAUUAAAUGGUGAAGAUCUUCAGUUUGAUUUAUCGAGAUUAAAUGAAACUAGGAGUGUGAAUUUUACAAUCUCAGAAAGUGAUUAUUCUGUUAAGAUAAGCCUUUGUUCAGCUGAAGAACAAAAAACAAAAUGUGAUGGUAUUUAUUCAAUCAUAUGUUUGGUUGAAAAAAAAAAAAAGUUCACCAGUAUUGGAUCGAAAAUUAAAGAUGUAAAAUUAAAUUCUAAAAAUCAAUUAUUUAUGUCUUUGGAAAGUUAUAAAAAUUGUGCAGAUAAUCAAAAAUUUACAACAGAAGUAACUUUCAUAUGUGAUAAAAAUAAUCGAGACAAUAUUCAGUAUAGAAAAAACACAAACAAAUGUAAAUACGUUUUAGAAUGGUGGACAGAAGCCGCUUGUCUAGUUGAUGAUUUAAAUGUACGAAAAGUUUGUCAAAAGCCAAUUCCAUCCAUUCACUAUAAGUUUAAUUUAAAUUCUUUAAGAAGAAUUAAAGAAAAUUAUUUGGUUGAAAACGAUGGUCGUCGUUUUCAGCUUAAUAUUUGUGGCCGCUUAUUAAAUGGUAAUAAAUGUGGUGGAAACAUAACAACAAUUUGUGAUAUAAGUGAUGAAAAUGCUUCUAAAGUAUUUGCUGUUGGCCACUAUAGUAAUUCUGAUAUUGUGUAUGAUGAAAUAAAUAACAAUUUGAAGUUGAUUCAACAUGAAAGGAUAUCUAAAAGAAAAAAAAACAAAAGAAUUGAGAUUUUAUUUAAAUGUGAUGAAAAUAUUCAACCUGAGAAUGUUGUACCUAAAUUUUUAAAACAUGAUAUUACUCAAAAUAUUGCUCAUUUUGAAGUUGUAACAGCAGCUGUCUGUGUUCCAAAAAUGGAAGCUUGUGAGGUUUUUACGUCCACAUCUAAUUUCAAUUUAAAACCUCUUCAUAAAAGAUUUGGCAAUUGGAUUAUUCCAAAUGAAAAAUUUGGAGGAAAUUUUUAUAUAAAUGUUUGUGAUUCUUUGAAUACAUAUGAUCAAAAAAUUCCACUCAAAUGCAUUGAAAAUAUUAAAACAUCAGCUUGUUAUGUCAAUAAAUUAGGAAAUGUUUUUCCUAUCGGAUCUUAUCAGUAUGGGCCUCAUUUAAUCAAUAAUACAUUACAAAUAAAUUUUACAAAUGGGGCCAGCUGUGGUAAUUUAAAGUGGUCAUCAGUUAUAAAUUUUGUGUGUUCACGUGAAAAUGAAACACAAAUACUUCACAUUUCAACAAAUGAAUCAUUAUGUACAAAUUUAUUUUUGUGGAAAACGCCCAACGCUUGUCCAGUUUUGUUUAGAAAACAGGGCAAAUGCAUUGGAUCACAUCCGCACUUCUCUGGAAUAAUUUAUAAUAUUACCAGUUUAAAGGGCAGUCAGUUUGAAUAUAAUGAUAUUACAGACAAUUCCAUUUAUCACCUGAGUAUUUGUUCACCCCUUGAUAUUCCUUGUAAUGGUUACACAGAUUCUGGAGCUUGUUGGUCAAUUGGUAACAAAGAAAUUAAUAUUGGAAUAUCUACAGAAAAUAUCAUUUCUGAAAGCGGUAAAGUUUCUUUGAUAAUGCAUGGAGAAUCAUGUUUUCAUAAAGGCCCAACUAGUAUCACCAUUAUUAAAUUUGUGUGUGAUUAUUUAAAUUCACACAAAAUUCACUUUUUAAAAAAAGAUCUAUACAAUUGUAUAUUUGAAUUUAAACUAUAUACAAAAGAUGUUUGUACCAAUUCUUUGAAAAGUCAAAAUUGUACUGUGAAAGAUGAUUUAGGAAAUGUAUAUGAUUUCAGUAGUUUAACAAAAUUUGAUCAAAAUUAUGAAGUAAAUUUUGAUGGUAAACGGAAAAUAAUUAUUAAUAUAUGUCAUUCUAUCAUAAAUAAUGGAAUUGAUGGGGCCAAUUGUCAACCAAGUAGUGGAAUCUGUUUAGUAGAUAAUGAACAACUUUUAGAUUCUAACAAAUAUAAGAAUUUAGGCAAUGUAGCUGAAAAUCUACAAAUAGAGAACAACAGUAUUUUCAUGGAAAUGAAAAAUGGUUUUUACAAUGGUUUAUACGUUUCUUCUAAAAUUGAAUUUCAUUGUUCAAGUUUUAAUGAGGAUCCAGUAUUUUCAGGGAAAAGGAAUGAUACAUUUUUUUUUCACUGGUCAACACCUUUAGCAUGUCAAAAAAAAAGUAAAAUUAUAAGAGAUAUAUUAAUACAAGAUAAUUUAAUAAAUCAGCAAGUUUACAAUCCAAAUUAUUCCAUAAAUAUUGUUGGAACAAAAUAUGAUAUAAUUGUUUGUCAUAAUAAAUUUAUUUCAAGUAGUGGCCAUAAUAUUUUUAAAAAUGAUUUGUGUAAUACAAAUGAUCCAACAAUAAGAAUAUUUUUGAAAGUUAAUAAAGAAAUUUAUAGUUAUUAUUUAGAUCACAAAUAUCCUAGUAUUAUUCAUGUUCAUAAUGACACUUCCAGUGGUUUAAAUAUUAGUGAAAAAAUUUUGUUUAAAUUUAAGUGUGGCUUUUUAGCUCUUACUCCAAGUAUUUUAAAAGAAAAAACAUUCAUUAAAGUAUUAAUAAUUGAUCCAACAUUUUGUGAUAAAAAACUAGAGUGUAAAAUAGAUAACUACGAUGUAACAGCUCUUAAAAAUACCUAUGUCAUAAAAAGUCAAUUAAUUACCUAUUAUAUAUACAUGUGUUCCUAUAGUUUUCAAGGAAUUAGUGGAUUAAUGGAAAUGAAUAAUAAAAAUUAUAGUUUGGGACACCAAACUACAAUCCCAAAAAUUAAUGAUAUUGGAUUUUAUGAAAUAUUAUUUGAUGAUGGAGAUAAUUGUAUGAAAGAUAAAUCAAAUUUGAAAUAUUCUUCCAAAAUUUUAUUUGAAUGUGAUGAUAGUGUUGCAAAAGGUUAUCCACAAUAUGUUCAAAAUAAUAAUUGUCAAGUUGAAUUCAUUUGGAGAACUAGUUUUGUAUGUAAUUUAAAGAAAGUUGAGUUUGAAAAGUCAACAUGUUCAGCUAUAGUUGAUAAAGGUUAUGAUGAAAAUAUUAUCAGUAAAAAAAUGUUAAAUAUGAGUUUUCUAAAUAGAAAAAAAUUUAAAGAGUAUGGAGUACAAUUUUGUAGCGAUUCUUUAUGUGAGAAUAAUUUUGAGUGCAUAAGUUAUAUAGACUUAAAUUAUGAUAUUAAUUACAAACUACUAAUUGUCAAAUUAAUAUUAAAUAAUAAUAGUACAAAUUAUACAAAUAUAAGAAUAAUAUUGGCUUGUCUAAAUUCAUCAACUUUAAUAAAUCCAAUCAUAAGCAAAGGAUUUUCAUCAUUAAUCAUUUAUGACCAUUCAGAACAAGUAUGCUGCUUAGACUUAAAUAGUAAUAUUAAUUAUGACAGUAAAUGUCUGAACAAAACUCAUGAAAAUAUUUUUGAUAAACAGUUAAAAAUAAAACAAGGUAAAAUAGACAAGUUUAUAUUACAAGAUUUAUUUUUACAAAAGAUAAUCAAUAAUAUUAAUAAUAAAUCUAGUAAAUUAGACUCAAGUAAUGAAAAAUCAUUUCCAUCAGAUGCUAAUAUAAUAUCUACAGAGGAAAUUGAAACAGAGAGCCAUUUUUAUAGAACAAGUUGUACGUGGCUAAUAUUGUUCCUAUUUUUUGUAUUUUUAAAUUGGUUGUAUCGUUAUAAAAUAUUAAAGUUAAUCAGGAUACUUUUACGACAACAUACAAUCAAGAGAAGAGGCAGAAGAUGGUCUAGUAUAUCUUAUGAAGACUGAAUUACUAUUAAAUUAAACAUUUUUUUUAAAUAGAAACUUAUUUAUUUAUCUUAUUUUCAGUUCCUUUAAAAGUUUUGUAUUUCUUAAUUUAUGUUUCAAUAAGUUAUUGAUUUUUAUUUUUUAAUUUAUAGAUUUUAUUAUAUAAAAUAAAUAUUAGAUUAUAAUUGUCUUUUUCAUUUAACCAACCUUAUUC
Daktulosphaira vitifoliae (grape phylloxera) is the source of this 4362-nucleotide messenger RNA. It is a transcript of the gene Lerp, whose product is annotated as cation-independent mannose-6-phosphate receptor. The transcript has 27 exons. Gene Ontology annotation, molecular function: D-mannose binding; signaling receptor activity. Gene Ontology annotation, biological process: lysosomal transport. The coding region runs from base 372 to 4169 and encodes 1265 amino acids. NCBI's taxonomy places the organism in Eukaryota, Metazoa, Arthropoda, Insecta, Hemiptera, Phylloxeridae. The record is from RefSeq and is a predicted model, not a curated record.